AAGUUCGUGGAAAUCAUGGUUAACCUUCUGGUGCUGAUUUGUGUGGGCGCUGCCCAAGCCUCUGUCGCAGGCUUCACCUCCCUUGGCGGCUUAGGCACUGGAUCCUUCGGCCUGAAUUCGGCCUAUAGCCCGUUUGAGGGCACGGAGCUCCAGGAGGUGAGGGAGCUAGAUAUGCAGUUCACCCAGAUGAGAGCCCCUUGCGUGUAUGGUGGGGUAGCCUUCAGCCUAACAGCAGCAGUGCUCACCCUGGUCUUCCUCAUUGUGGGGGCAAAGCCCAUCCAGCAGCUCAGGAUGGGGCUGCUGGCAGGUGAAUGUGCUUUCAGCCUCCUGGCUGGCGUGGCGUACGUCACAGCGGUCGGCCUCUACCUGCAUUUUGUCAGCCAGGUGAACUCGACCGAAGUUUGCAAGAGGCGAGAGAGGCUGUAUGCACGCCGUGGGUAUACCUCCAUGAACUGUGUGGUGCAGGGUGGUGAUGCAGCCGUUGGCCUUUUCGGUGUUGCUGCUGCCUGUCUGUACUUUGCCAGCUUUGUGGUCUGCAUCCUUGCUAUUCGAACCGUCCGGGCCUUCCAGAGCCACACGGCCAAGGUUCAGCACAGCCCCAAGAGCAGCAUUAGAGACAGAAGUGUCAGAAGCCACCAGACUGUCCACAAGGCCACUGGAAGCUCCCACAACGUCCAGGCUCUUGCCACGUUAGUGUGA
Mesitornis unicolor (brown roatelo) is the source of this 699-nucleotide messenger RNA. Its product is annotated as MARVEL domain-containing protein 3-like. NCBI's taxonomy places the organism in Eukaryota, Metazoa, Chordata, Aves, Mesitornithiformes, Mesitornithidae. The transcript has a single exon. Gene Ontology annotation, cellular component: membrane. Bases 16 to 699 code for a protein of 227 amino acids. The record is from RefSeq and is a predicted model, not a curated record.